CAUCACACCAUAGACUAACAAUUAAAGAUUUAAAUGAAGUAUUAAAUGAUUUGAAGAGUGGAGGGUUUUCUGAUGAAAGCUUUUUUGGCCUUGGUCUGGAGUUAGGUUUGCAUCAUCGGACACUGAAUACUAUCAAAUCGGACAACAUGAAAUCAGAAGACCAACUUAGGGAGUGUAUUUCAAAAUGGUUGAUGAGAUUAGAUGAUGUUGAUGAAUGUGGAGGAGCAAACUGGACAACGUUAUGCAAUGCAGUAGAAAAGAUGAACCGAGCAGCAGCUGAUUUUAUUAGAGCUAAACACAAUAUAUUGGCCUCACAACCAAUGGAGCAGAGCUACCCUCAAAAUUAUGUUGAACCAGACACCCAGACUACAGGUUCUGAUGAAGGGGCACGAAGAAGAUACUCACGGAAAUCUUCUUAUACUACCUUUACUCCAAGUGGGACAGAAGGAAAUGAUGGUUCUUCAUAUACUGUUAAUUGGUCCCAGUACGCAAAAGUCUUAAUUUUGGCUGUUGGACUUCUAGCUCUUGGAUUAACUGCAAUUAUAUUAUUUUGGUUCCGUUAACACUAGUGAUAUUGAUUGUCAGAAUUUUUGAUUUUUGUAUUUUAAACUAGUCAAGCUAAUGAACAAUUAUUAUUAUCAUUAUAUUGUUUUUGUUUUU
Molecule: messenger RNA, 660 nt
Organism: Amphimedon queenslandica
Lineage: Eukaryota; Metazoa; Porifera; Demospongiae; Haplosclerida; Niphatidae
Exons: 6
Source: RefSeq, a predicted model, not a curated record